GAGGGAAAAGCCGGGGAUCGACUCGUCCCGGGGCGGGUUGGUCCCGGCUAUGACCGGGCGCUGAUGCUAACUGACCCGUGAAAAUGACUUCUGAGGUCUUGUGAGGUCGGGUUACCGUUCAGCCAUGUUGCAGGAGAGGGGGCGAGAGGGAAGAGGAGCGGAGGUGUGUGUGUGUAACUGUGUGUGUGUGUGUGUGUGUAACAGCGUGUGUGUGUGUGUGUGUGUGUGUGUGGUCGCGCGCUGACACAUGCCCCUGUUCCCGGUAACGAGAGGCAGCGCGAGCGGAAACCGUUAGAGCCGUUCGGAACUGAACAUCCCAAAGCCCCGCGAGAUGACUUUCUGACUCGGCGUGCCGGGGAGCGUGAGCGCCGUUCAGCCAUGUUGCAGCAGCAGGGAGACGGAGGGAGAGAGGUCAAUGAGAGUCAGCAACAGCUCGCUGUGAAGAGCAAAUCCUCCCUCUCCUCUCUUCUCCACCAUGAUCUCCUCUCUUCCAUACGUUAGUCUUCUUAUUUUAGCAGCGCUGCCUUCCUCCUCCUCCUCUUUCUCUUCCUCUUCUUUCUCUCUUGCCCUUCUCUCUUUCUCUGAGUUUUGACUCUUGAUUUUUCCUAUUUUAUUUAUUUUUUUGUUUUUUUUUUCUCCGUCAAACACACACGCAUACACUCUUGUGAGAUGAAGCGUGGGUCGAGUGUGUUGCAGCCUCCCUCUGAUGCAGCCAAACGACACACACACCCCGCACUGACAAAGACACACUCCGGUGAUGAGGCUUUGUCGAUGAGUGUGUGUGACGCGCGCGCCGCAGGUUCGAGUCCCUUCCCAGCAGCCACCUCUCUGUUCAGCCCUGAUGUCAGCACCAAGAUGGCGUCUGACCUCCUCAUCAGGCUUUCAGAGGCCACCCAGAAGGCCCAGAUGCAUCCUGGGAGCCAGGAGGAGGCGGAGCAGCAGGACGAACCCGGCGUCGCCCUGUCGCCGGACGGUCCCGGUGCGAGUCCCGAGCCGCCGUCGCUGACCCACACCCCGGAGGGAAACGCCGUCACAGACACCCUGGCCUCAGACCUGCUCAGGAAACUGGCAGAGCGCCAGGAUGUCAGCGGCCACAUGUUGAGGCUCAAAGAGGAAGAGGAGCCUCUGGAGGUCGACGCCAUGACCCCAAGUCAGCUGGUCGUCAAGGAGACGACUCAUUCCACCUUAAGGAUGACGAACCACCAUCUCUUCAAUGUAAAACCAGAAAACCAGUUCCUCACCAGGAAUAACCCAGCUGAACAGUUGCACCCUGGAGCCAAUAUGGUGGACCAGUACAGCUUUGGUCUUAACGCAGGAGAUGGAUUUUCUUCCUCUCACCCAGCAGACUGCUUCUUGAACGCAUCAAACGGUUUUCAGUUUCAGGUGAAACUGGAGGAUUGUUCAGCUCCUGAAACCGCGGUGGAGGACCUCCUUCAUCCCAGAGCCAAGAUGGACAACCUUCGUCCUGUCAAUGCAAAGAUUUCAGAGAAACCGUUCAAUGGAGCUAAGAUGAGCAACAAGUUUUUCUCUGGUAUCACGAAGGAGAGCCAGUUUCCUUCAGCGGCCAUGUUGGAGAACGGGGUUGUUUCUGGAGCCAAGAUGGCCGCUCAGGUUUUCUCUGGAGCGAAAAUAGAGGAGCACUUUCUCUUUGGAGCCAAGAUGGAGGACGAGUGCCUGAGAGCGGUCCUGUGGCAGGACAUGUCCGUCAACCUGGCCUCUACGCUACUGCAUCAGCUCUCCGAGAAGGUCAGUAAGUCCAGCUGUCAGCAGGUGGAGAGGAUGGCUCCACCCAUCAGAAGCAGUCCUGCUCUGAAGAUCAACAUGGACCACGUCCCUUCCUCUCCACUGUUGAGCCCCAGAGAAACCCUACAUGAAAUGCAAACCAGCAUCGUUAGAGAUCAAACCUCGGGUUCUUCUUACUUCUUCAGGUGUCACGUGUGCGGCUUUGAGACGGAGGGCCACGCCCUUUUCAAGAGUCACAUGACGGAGCACCGCCAAUGGGAACACGGCUCCUUCUCUCUGCACUGCUGCAGGUGCGACCAUUCGACCAAUCAGGAGGCAGAGAUGAUGGCCCAUGUGGACACGCAUGUACACUGCGACACGGGAGAAAUGAGACGCCCGGCCCCUCUCCCCGCCGCCCCCAGCCGAGCUCUGCCGGUCGCCGUGGCAACACAGCCGGAGCAGAGCACCUCCGAGCAUCGCUGCCGCAUCUGCCAGAGGUCGUUUCCCGGGCAACCGGAGCUGCUGGCCCACUUCCAGGGUCAUCGCCAGGGCAACCAGUACCGGUGCGACCGCUGCGGCCACCUGACGCGGACGGCCAACAAGCUGGUGGAGCACGUGCGCGUCCACACGGGCGAGCGGCCGUUCACCUGCGACCUCUGCCCCUACAGCGCCAAGCGGCGGGACAGUCUGCGGCUGCACUGCAAGGUGAAGCACGCUAACGCUAAUGCCAGCGCUAACGCCGGCGUUAACGCCGACGUGCACACGCACCGGACCUACGCCCCCCACGGAGACGGUCAGCGCUCCAGCAAACACGUCCGGCGGCUGCACACCGCCUCCUCUCUUCCUCGCCCUGCUGCUCCUCCUCUUCCUGCGCUGCAGCCGCUGCUCUCCGACUGCACAGGAUGGAGGGAUUUAUCUCCUCUCCUCCCCAUCACAACGCUCAUCUCUCUGAAACCUCGCUCCUAUUUCUCCUCCUGCUCCUCUUCCUCACCGCACUGCUCCAACAAACACUCCUUCCUGGGUUACCUCGGCCUCACGUCUUUGUAAAUGUUUGCUUUCCUCUCAUCCCCCCUUCCUUCUGUCCGUCCUCUGGACUAAAAAGCGAUGGAUGUAAAGUCACCCAGCACUACGUAUGAGAAUGUCAAACAGCGCUCACAUAGGGAAUGUUUUCUAUUUAUUCUACUUUUGCAUUAAGCUCGUGGUUUUGCCUGCUUUACUCCUUCAUAUAGCCACUCUACUCUUAGCUAGGUGACUGUGGGACAUAUUUAUCUAUCGCCCGUCUCUCGUCCUCCAGAAAUACUGAACCUAAAGAUCCGGAUUAUUUUAUAGUGAAAAACAGGUUUAUUUGGAUGAAAAAGCUUCCUGAAUGAAGUCUGGUUACUCACUGAAGGAAAGGUCAGAUUAGAUCAGAGGAGAUGGUUCCAGUUUACAGAAAAUCAAGCUGAGCAACAUUUUUUCAGUUCGUCUUUCAGAGAAGAAAAAGUUAUCAUGAAGUUAGCGACGCUUCGACAGCAGCUGCUCGGGAUAAAACAAACUUCAGGCCUCACAAUGACAUGAAAAACAUCAUUAUUUAUAUUUUAUAAAGAACAAAUUCAAACAAAAAUCACAGUUUUGAUGUUUAGAACUACAAUGGAGUUUAAAAAAUAUUAAAUUACAAGAAUAAGGUCAUAAUAACUCAGGAAUAAAGUCCAAAUAUUACAAGAGUAAAAUUGUGAAAUACAAUUUUAUUCUCCUAUUAUUGUGAGAUAUGAGAAUUAUCUCAUAUGAAAGUCAUUAAUAUUAGAUUAAAGUUGGAAUAAUAUGAGAACAAAGUUGUAUUAAUACAACAAUAUAACUGUAAUAAUACAGCAACAUAGUUGUAAUAAUAAAAAAAUAAAGUUGGACUAUUAUGUGAAUAAAGUUAAAUAAUUUGAGAAUAAACUCAGAAUAAUGUGAGAGUAAUAUCGUAACAGUAAAAGAUUAAAUUCAGAAAGAUACAAUAAAAGAGUCUUUAUAAUUCGAGAAUAAAAUUGGAGUAAUAAUGCGAAUAUUGUGAAAAUAAAAUCAUAUUAAUACGACAAAAUCAGAAUAAUUUGAGAAUAAUGUUGUGAUAAUAUGAGGAUAAAAUGAUAAUAACCUCUUUAUACCAUAACCGUAUGUUUCUAGUGUAAAGACCAACUUUCUGUUUGUUUUCCUCUCAUUUUGUGUGAAGUCGCCUCCAAACUUACUGCCUGAUUUUUAUUUCCUCUCAACUUUAACUUGAAAUCAAGAUAAAAACCAUUUAAAAAACUUUUUCUUUCCUUAUCUUAGAAAACAAAUUGGCUAAAAUCCAGACUAAAAAAUUUAAUCUUCUUUUAGUUAAACGUUAGAAAUCCAGAUUUUCCAUUAGUUAAUUAAUAUAUCACUCAUUAAGGGCUAACUGUCGUUAUUAAGAUAACCGGUAUAAUCAAAUCCAGGAAGUGCUUUUAUUUUUAUUCUCAGCUGUAGUUUUUCUACUUCCUGUUGGGAGUUUCUCUUUGUCGCUCCAGGAUUUUUAAGGAUUUGUUGUUUCUGGAGGACGGUGAUGACAUUUCUGAUACCUGUGUUGUGUAUUGAUGAUGUAUUUGUGUUUACAUAACAACAUGAGGCCCUACGGAGUACAAAACAUCUCGAAAGUUGCACUAAAAUGUUGGUUUUAGAGAGAAAUCACUUCAGACAUUUCUUUAUUUUAUUACAAUCACUGAAACACUCAAAAAGCCAAAUAAACCCACAUAUUUACAUUAUAUCCCAGUUUAACAUUUGAUUGACGGUUUAAUUAAAUAUAUCAGGAAUUAUAGAGACAUAAACAAAUGGAUGGACUUAAAGUUAAAAUAUUGUACAUUUUCUCUCUUUCCUACCUGAACAAAGCAAAAAACAAAUAACAUCAUAUCUUUUCAAACCCUGUUAUUUUAUGAAAGUGUUGAUCAGAACAUGGAGGAUUGUGCAAUUUACUUUCUUACAUAUUUUUAUUUAUAGAUUUAUUCACAUGACUUUAUUAUCACGGCAUGACAGAAAGUGAUUCUUCCCCCAGAGAACAGUCACUUGAUUUGCUUUAUUAUUUUUCAAAACCCUGGCUGUGUGUUGAGCGUGAAUAAAUACAGAAAAUAACUGUUUUUGUAAUUUUUCAACUCAAUAUUUAAUUGAAAAAAGCAAAAGACAACACACUA
Xiphophorus maculatus (southern platyfish) is the source of this 4886-nucleotide messenger RNA. Its product is annotated as zinc finger protein 827-like. Gene Ontology annotation, molecular function: DNA-binding transcription factor activity; RNA polymerase II cis-regulatory region sequence-specific DNA binding. The coding region runs from base 670 to 2769 and encodes 699 amino acids. NCBI's taxonomy places the organism in Eukaryota, Metazoa, Chordata, Actinopteri, Cyprinodontiformes, Poeciliidae. Gene Ontology annotation, biological process: regulation of transcription by RNA polymerase II. The transcript is spliced from 9 exons. The record is from RefSeq and is a predicted model, not a curated record.